Phytophthora sojae is the source of this 1806-nucleotide messenger RNA. RefSeq lists its product as hypothetical. The transcript has 6 exons. Lineage: Eukaryota; Oomycota; Peronosporomycetes; Peronosporales; Peronosporaceae. The coding region runs from base 1 to 1806 and encodes 601 amino acids. The record is from RefSeq and is a predicted model, not a curated record.
AUGCCGCUCCUGGCGCCAUCGCCGCCGCUGCAAGUGGCCGCCAGCAGCUUCUUCCGGCUCGAGUGCGACCACGCGCAGCUCUUCCACGCCGAGUACAAGAGGAGCAACCGCACCAAAGGCCUCAAGAUCCUGCGCUGCUUCCCUCACUGCUGUCCGGAGCAUAUUGACCGCAGCUACUGCGGAUCUUCCCUCAGCGUGAGCGUGCGACUAGCGGAACGUCCGGCUGGAAGUGCCCCACCCGAACCCCCUCCCAGCGAGGUGCUAUCCGUGUUCGCCCGCUUUGAGGCGGUCAGCGACGGCGUGCAAACAGAGACCAACCUGGACCGUCAGUGGAUCGCCGGGGUGCUGGACCGACCUUCGGCCAUGGUGGCGUCCAUUCGCGCACCUGAUACCUCCUCCUCCACUUCUUCAGCGGAGCAGGUCCGGCCUCUGGUCUUUCACCUAAACAGCAAAGCCUUCUCUCGCUGGUACUACGACUGGGAGAGCGGCGCCAACAAGGCCCAGAGACUCAUGAAGCACGUACUUAAGGCGUACGUCGUGGAACGCGUUGCCGUGGAUAUGGACGACAACUUUACCACCAUCUCCAGCCGAGAGGCCUUCACGCAACUCUACCGCGUGUUGCAUGUGGUCACGUCGCCGGAAUUGGACAGUGAAGUGGUGCACCCGCUCGAGGACAAGCUGUUCUGGGAACACGCCAAUGCCAAGUCCGUGGCGGUGUCGAAGAACCUGGCGCUGCUGUUCGCGUUCCUGCGGUGGGCCCCGCUGGGGUUUUAUGCGCCGUUCGUGGACGAGCUCACGCUGCUGCGAGUAGCGUCUCAGGCCGCGCUUUGGCUGUACUCGAGGGAAACUCGACGCUGGCUGCGGACGUUUUUCCGACAGUAUGCGGCGUGUGUGCUGAACAAGAACGAUCUGCGCGCGUGUUUCCUGCAGUUCCUGCACGAACUUGAAGAGCAUUUGAACACGGAGGUGUUUGCAGCCACAACUCUGAAGAGUUUAGACAAUGUUGCAGAGGAGGUCAUUGCCGCAGUGUAUUCCUGCGACUAUUUUCACGACCGACGGCCGUUCGUGAGGCAGAUUUUGGGCGGUCAGGGUUUCGCCGGCUGGAACAUGUUCGUGGCGCAGAUGCGCGAUUCAUUCAUUGGCUCCACGAGCCUUCCCCAAGGUUUGUAUGUACCGGAGAGCAACGCAAUUUUCUCGUCGGUCUAUCCUCCUCAUAACGCAAUUGAGAGAAGCUGGAAUGGAGAAUGGUUCCUGAACCUGGAGGAUUCACGCUGGGAAAUCGGUGACAAGAGUGCUUCUGCUGGCAAAACGGGCCAAGAUGUCUCUCUCCGGGUUCGAUCGAUGAGAGGUGUAGCUGGGAGAUUUGAUUGCAUGCAUGUAAUAUUGGACGGCAAGGAUCGAGUGUUUCGCCUGUUUCCGAAUGGGAUCGCGUCUAGCGCUGGAAAGGGGUCUUGCGGAGACUAUGUGGGGAAAAUGCGCGUGGAUAAACCAGGACGUCUACUUGUGUUCCUUGAGACUUUCGUGUGGGCUUUGGAGGAGGUCGAUCAAUCGUAUCACAUACGCGCACGCAUCGAGCACCUGGACGACGGUCGCCUCUCGAUCGACGGAGACAUUCUGGCUACAACGGGAUCAUUCACAGCCGAGGAGAUGCCGUACGUGGCAGAAAUGUCCUUGCGAACGAAACGCAAAUCGGUCGGGAAGGCGAAUGCAAGACGCUCCCAUGCUUCCGGCGCAUCGACGGACGGAAUCGUGGCAGCUUGGAGGGGGCACAGCAAAUUUCAUUUGAGCUAUCGCAAGGUGGUCUGA